AUGUCCUCCUCAACUCGAUGGGUUCAAUCGCUUUUGAACCCACAAUCGAAGAAAGAACACCAUAGGAAUACGAACUUGGGAAAUCCCUACAUUGAUCGCCAAGGAGACACCAUCAAAACUGUAGUUCACAUGGUAGUAACUCGAGAAAGUAAUACCUUCACUCUCAUCUCUGCCGUACUUGGAUUGUUUAAUUGGUGCUCUAAUCAAAAACCUUCUUAGGUGCUCCUAGCUUUCACUGCCCCUAUCUCUUCCUUCUCCGCCGGUGAAAUGGUUCUGAAAUCAUCUUCGAUGGGCAGAUGUUGUGGUGGUUGCUACAGGCAAUCUUGGUUUGUGGAGCAGAAGCCAGAUUCUGAGGACUUGACUGAUACAACAACACACGUUGACAUAAUCAACCUACCAAUGCUCUGCUCUCUGUGUCCAGAGUUAAGCACCCUGGUUCUGAGAUCACAACAAGAAAGCAGGAGGACGACAUAGUCCCUUUACAAGCAACAACAAAGCCUUGAGCUCGAGUACCUUAAACUGCUAUUGUUACCUUAAACUGCUAUUGUUACCUAACAUGAUGUUGUGGUGGUUACUUGUUAUUGACUAAAUCAUAUUUAGAUGAUUUCUGUUCAACUUUUAAAUGUGUAUGUCUGCAUUUUGCACUCUUUAUCUGCAGAGAUAGUCAAAAGUUUCCCAAUUGCUGUUAUGUUUGGAGUUAUUAAAUGGACUUGGCAAUUCUAAGACCAUUUAGCCAAUAUUGGCAAACUGUGUAACCGGAAAUGGAGAAGGAAGAACAAAAUUGAAAUUGGCAUUUAAGA
Arabidopsis lyrata subsp. lyrata is the source of this 800-nucleotide messenger RNA. RefSeq lists its product as uncharacterized. Lineage: Eukaryota; Viridiplantae; Streptophyta; Magnoliopsida; Brassicales; Brassicaceae. The record is from RefSeq and is a predicted model, not a curated record.